AUGGUCAACAAUGAGUACAGAAAAGCUAGGAAGUUUGAGAGUGGACUUCGAGGGCCAAUACAAGACCAGGUUAAUUUGCUCAACAUGCUGACGUAUGCUGGAGUGUUAGAUAAAGCCAUCCUUGCAGAAACCAACCUGAACAGAAGUCAAAGUUUGGGGAAGAAUCAGAGGAAGAGGCAUACCUAUGACAAUCGCGAAGAAGAGGCAGACCUGAAUGACGCCGAAGAGAAGACAAAGGAGGAUAGUCCCAACAACGUGAAUCAGGAAGGUGGCACCUGGCCGACAUGUGCAAGUUGCGGGAAGCGACAUUUAGGAGCUUGUCAUCGGACAACCGGAGCAUGUUUCGGAUGUGGUGAGAUAGGUCAUCGUAUUAAGGAUUGUCCCAAGGUAAAAGCUAAGGAUGAUAAGAAGAGAUAG
This is a messenger RNA of Camellia sinensis, 417 nucleotides long. The record is from RefSeq and is a predicted model, not a curated record. NCBI's taxonomy places the organism in Eukaryota, Viridiplantae, Streptophyta, Magnoliopsida, Ericales, Theaceae.